AUGGCGCCUCCGCCUCAAGCAAUGCUGCAACAGAGCACAUUGAGCAAUCAGAGAUGGGUUAAGGCCAAUCUCAUAGUCGAUGACGGUGGUGACACCACUCUGCUCAUCCACGAGGGCGUUAAGGCCGAGGGGUUGUUUGAGAAGAACGGGACUCUUCCGGACCUAGCUUCCACCGAUAAUGCCGAGUUCCAGAUUGUGUUGACCAUUAUCAAAGAUGGGUUGAAGACAGAACCCAAGAGGUACCACAAGAUGAAGCAAAGAUUGGUUGGUGUGUCUGAAGAGACAACCAUUGGAGUUAAGAGGCUUUACCAGAUGCAGGCCAAUGGUACCCUCUUGUUCCCUGCUAUUAACAUCAACGACUCCGUCACCAAGAGCAAGAUCUGA
Molecule: messenger RNA, 384 nt
Organism: Quercus robur (English oak)
Lineage: Eukaryota; Viridiplantae; Streptophyta; Magnoliopsida; Fagales; Fagaceae
Product: adenosylhomocysteinase-like
Exons: 3
Coding region: 1-384 (127 amino acids)
Biological process (GO): L-methionine cycle
Cellular component (GO): cytosol
Molecular function (GO): adenosylhomocysteinase activity
Source: RefSeq, a predicted model, not a curated record